This is a messenger RNA of Ricinus communis (castor bean), 1845 nucleotides long. Its product is annotated as transcription factor TGA1. The coding region runs from base 286 to 1422 and encodes 378 amino acids. Gene Ontology annotation, biological process: DNA-templated transcription; regulation of DNA-templated transcription. The record is from RefSeq and is a predicted model, not a curated record. The transcript is spliced from 9 exons. Lineage: Eukaryota; Viridiplantae; Streptophyta; Magnoliopsida; Malpighiales; Euphorbiaceae. Gene Ontology annotation, molecular function: sequence-specific DNA binding; DNA-binding transcription factor activity.
GGGGGGGGCGGAGAAAGGAGAGUCUCUUUUAAGCUGUGGUGUUGCCAGAAUGAUUCUUUGAUGGAAAUGAUGAUGGGACACACUCUAUUCACACAAUUACAUGAACAACUCUUAGUUGCAUUUUUAGGGUUUCAAUUAACUCUUUCGAUUCUUCCUUCUCCUUUUCUUGUUUCUGGACGCGGGAAAACUCUCUAAAACAUGUUGUUUUGACUUCAAUACAUAUAACAAAGAAAAGCAGUUACCUUCAAAGCAUAUUGAGCUACGUCUAUCAUCUGUACAAGAAGCAUGAAUUCCCCAUCUACGCAGUUUGUCUCCUCCGGAAGGAUGGGCAUAUACGAGCCUAUCCACCAAAUUGGCAUGUGGGGAGAACCCUUUAAGAGUAAUGGAAUUCCAAAUGCAUCCACAUCAAUGUUUGUAGCUGGCGAUCCAAAUUCAUCUCAAUCGAUAAUUAUAGCAGUGGACACAAAACUAGACAAUCAGUCAGAAGAUACUUCACAGAAUACUCUUGGACCGUCUAGCAAAUACGAUCAAGAAGCAACUAAACCCAUCGAUAAGGUACAAAGACGUCUUGCACAAAAUCGUGAGGCUGCUCGUAAAAGUCGUUUGCGGAAAAAGGCGUACGUUCAGCAGUUAGAAUCAAGUCGUCUGAAGCUUAUUCAAAUAGAGCAGGAACUUGAAAGGGCCAGGCAACAGGGUCUAUACAUAGGCGGUGGAGUAGAAACUAGUCAUCUGGGGUUUGCUGGACCAAAUAACUCAGGGAUUGCCACUUUUGAGAUGGAAUAUGGACACUGGCUGGAAGAACAAAAUAGACAAAUUGGCGAUCUGAGGACUGCUUUGAAUGCCCAUAUAAGUGAUAUUGAACUGCGCAUACUUGUAGAAAGUGGAAUUAAUCACUAUUCUGAACUUUUUCGCAUGAAAGCAACUGCUGCAAAAGCUGAUGUUUUCUAUCUGAUGUCUGGGAUGUGGAAAUCAUCAGCAGAGAGGUUUUUCUUGUGGAUAGGAGGAUUUCGCCCUUCAGAGCUUCUUAAGUUUAAAUUACAGAUUCUCAAGCCUCAGCUUGAGCCCUUGACAGACCAACAACUUUUGGAUGUCUGCAAUCUUAAACAAUCAUGUCAGCAAGCGGAAGAUGCUCUUUCACAAGGUAUGGAGAAACUCCAGCAAACUUUAGCUGAGGCUGUAGCGGCUGGUCGAUUGGGUGAAGCCAGUCAUUUGCCACAAAUGGAUACAGCAAUGGAGAAGCUGGAAGGUCUGGUCCGCUUUGUACAGCAGGCUGAUCAUCUUCGCCAGAUAGCUCUGCAACAGAUGUUGCUGAUCUUAACAACACGUCAGGCAGCUCGAGGUCUGCUUGCCUUGGGGGAGUACUUCCAACGACUACGAGCUUUGAGUUCGCUUUGGGUGACUCGUCCUCGUGAGCCUGCCUAGUAUUUCAUUAGAAGGAUCAUAGCAAGUGAAAAAUCUCAUUGAGAUAGUCAUCAACAGAGCCAUACUCUGGCAGCCCAAGGUGCGCCAUUUGGUAAUGAUGUUGUAAACUAAUAUAGACAUAAUUCAAGCUGCUGACAUUUUUCCAACAGCAAAUUCCACAAUUGAGAAGUAAAUGUAAGUAGCCAUUUUAUCAGAGAGCAAGUCCGUAGUUAAAUCAAUUUUCAAUGUUUUCACUGCCCUGAGUGUUGAAUGCUGUAUUGUCUUCAAAGGAUAUAUUUUGUCAAGUCUGCUACUAGAAUGCUUAUCAUGUAAAUUUUUGCAGAAUUGGUCUUUUUGUGUAUCUGGAAAUUGAGCAUCUCUUGUAAAUAACAUAGUAGUGAUAAUUGUUUGAUAUGUAUAUAGUUUUCUUUUUGUGCUUUGAAA